Molecule: messenger RNA, 1503 nt
Organism: Leucoraja erinaceus (little skate)
Lineage: Eukaryota; Metazoa; Chordata; Chondrichthyes; Rajiformes; Rajidae
Gene: polr3f
Product: polymerase (RNA) III (DNA directed) polypeptide F
Exons: 9
Coding region: 184-1128 (314 amino acids)
Biological process (GO): transcription by RNA polymerase III
Cellular component (GO): RNA polymerase III complex
Source: RefSeq, a predicted model, not a curated record
UCCAGACAGACACACGCAGAGCUCCGGCUCCGACCUCAGUCCCAGCCCCAGACCCUAACUACAGCCCAAACCCUGCUCCAGAGCAGGUCCCACCCCCCGGGUCACGUUCCUGGUCCCAUGCCAUCAUCUGUCUCAGCCCAUGUCCUGACCCCAGCCCCGCUGUGAUGCCCAGCAGGUGAAACCAUGGCAGACGUGAAAGUCAAACAAGAAACUUCAGAUCCUGCGGCGAUGGAGAGCAGGAUCCUGGAAUUAUGCCAGCAGUUCCCGCAGGGAAUCACAGACCAGGUCAUUCAGAACGACAUGCCACAGGUGGAGCCGCAGAAGAGAGCGUUGGUCAUCAACAGGCUGCUCUCCACAGGUCAGCUGGAUCUGCUGAGAGGUACGGCUGGUCUCCUCUACCGCAUAAAGGAUGUCCAGACGGCAAGCAAAAUGAAGGGAUCUGACAACCAGGAGAAGUUAGUUUAUCAAAUAAUUGAAGACGCUGGAAAUAAAGGUAUAUGGAGCAGAGAUAUUCGGUACAAGAGUAACCUCCCUUUGACGGAGAUCAACAAAAUUUUGAAGAACAUGGAAAGCAAAAAGCUAAUUAAAGCUGUGAAGUCUGUGGCUGCAUCAAAGAAAAAGGUGUACAUGUUGUAUAACCUGCAGCCAGACCGGUCUGUGACUGGUGGAGCCUGGUACAGUGAUCAAGACUUUGAGUCGGAGUUUGUGGAAGUGUUGAACCAACAGUGCUUCAAGUUCUUGCAAAAUAAGGCUGAUGUGGCACGGGAGAGUAAACAAAGUCCAAUGGUUCAAAGGAACAGUUCGUAUGCAUCAUCUCAUGAAGUAUGGAAAUACAUCUGUGAACUGGGGAUCAGCAAGGUGGAACUGUCAAUGGAAGAUAUAGAAACUAUUCUGAAUACGUUAAUAUAUGACGGGAAGGUAGAGAUUACUAUUAUAGCCGCAAAGGAAGGCACUAUUGGUAGUGUGGAAGGGCAAAUGAAGCUGUAUAGAGCAGUCAAUCCCAUCAUCCAGCCCACAGGCCUGAUGAGGACACCGUGUGGGAUGUGCCCGGUAUUUGAUGAUUGCCAUGAAGGCGGCGACAUUUCUCCAGCGACGUGUCUGUAUAUGACGGAGUGGCUGGAGUUUUAACUAAAAUUGCGUUGGCAGAAGGAACAUUAAAGCUUGGAUGGUGGUUGCUGUGUCUGAAAGGAUUUGUAUCAAGUCCAUGGCAUCAACAGCCUAUUCAGCUCAAUUCCAUGCAUUGAGCCUCUUUCCAACCUGGUCUGACAAACUGCUCCAUUGCUUAUCUGGCUUCCCAUUGUACUUACUGGAACCGAGACAUAGUUCCACAGUGGACAGAUGUGAGAAGAUGCCAGACAUGAAGCACAUUGAAGAGAAGAUCCUGUUUUUUUUAUUUUUAAAUCUACAUUUCUUUCUUAUCCAAACAGAUCGCAAUUCAACCAUUUAACUGUAAAAAAUUACUCGCCAUGAAAAUCAAAUAAAAAUUUACUGUUUUGAAAUGUA